Messenger RNA from Cydia amplana, 1143 nucleotides. RefSeq lists its product as uncharacterized. The transcript has a single exon. The record is from RefSeq and is a predicted model, not a curated record. Bases 201 to 1049 code for a protein of 282 amino acids. Gene Ontology annotation, cellular component: mitochondrial membrane. Gene Ontology annotation, molecular function: electron transfer activity; 2 iron, 2 sulfur cluster binding. Lineage: Eukaryota; Metazoa; Arthropoda; Insecta; Lepidoptera; Tortricidae. Gene Ontology annotation, biological process: aerobic respiration; tricarboxylic acid cycle; respiratory electron transport chain.
CUGUAUAUCCCCACCCUAUCCACAAUCCAUCAAAAAUUUCGCCCAACCAAACCAAACUUUGGUUUCGUGUGUUGUGCAAUUGAUAGGUUCUGCAAGCGGAGUUCCCUUCAGACCUUUCUGGAACGCACAACGUCUCUCGCCCGUGGUGUUUUCGUCAAGCGAAGAAAUUCUUUUCCCGGAAUAAACAAAAACAUUACAUAAUGCCGUUGCUUAGGCUGACGUCUGGUACUUUUGGGCAGCUGCGUACUUUCGCUACGUCGCAGGCGCUCGGGAAGCGAGUGAAGACCUUCGCCGUGUACCGCUGGAACCCAGAUGAGCCCGACAAGAAGCCCUUCACCCAGAACUACCAGGUGGACUUAGACGAGUGCGCUCCUAUGGUGUUGGAUGCCUUGUUGAAGAUCAAGAAUGAGAUGGACCCUACUCUGACGUUCCGUCGGUCGUGCCGCGAGGGCGUCUGCGGCUCCUGCGCCAUGAACAUCGACGGUGUCAACACGCUAGCGUGCAUCAGCCACAUCGACCAGAACCUGAGCAAGCCAUCGAAAAUCUAUCCUCUACCGCACAUGUACGUCGUGAAAGACUUAGUCCCAGAUCUGACCAACUUCUACCGCCAGUACCAGUCCAUUGAGCCGUGGCUGCAGCGCGACAAGGAAGCGGCUAAAGGUAAGGAAGUCCAGCUCCUCCAGGAUGUUGAGGAUCGUGCCAAACUCGACGGUUUAUAUGAAUGUGUGCUCUGUGCUUGCUGUUCAACCAGCUGUCCAUCGUACUGGUGGAACGGAGACAAGUAUCUCGGCCCCGCAGUCCUCAUGCAGGCUUACCGCUGGAUUAUUGACUCCAGGGAUGAAGCUACCGCCAAACGCCUUUCAAAGUUGAAGGACACAUAUUCUGUCUACCGGUGCCACACAAUCAUGAACUGCACACGAACAUGCCCAAAGGGCUUGAACCCUGGACGUGCUAUCGCUCAGAUCAAGACCUUGUUAUCCGGUAUUGUCAAGAAACAGACCCCGAUCAUGGACCCGGCUGGUUUAGAGAAGAAAGCGGCAACUAACUAAGCAUGGCAUGCAAUGGUCUUUAGAAAAAUGGUUGUUGUACUUGUACUUAAGUAUACAUAACUAGGUUUAGGCAGAUUAGUAUUAUAAUCUCAUU